UCAUUUUACUGAGGAGCACAAUGACAACUGGCAGCAGUGGAUUAUAAAAGACACCUCUAACAAGCAGGAAACAUGGCCAUACUGUGGUGUGUCUGCUCUACUAUAAUCCUCUCCUGGAUCUGGACUAGGGAAGCCAGCUGUGACGUACACUAUAAGGCAGAAGAGGUGGAGAUUUUCCAUUCGGAUAAACAGACCCUACUGGGAUGGACUUCUAACCCGCUCAAGGAAUGGACUGAAAUUAAACUGGGCACACAGACUAAAGUUCCUGUGCUCCAAGCUUGUGGAAAAAAGAUAAAAAGAACUAUUCUAAGCCAGUGGAUGGAGCGUAAAGACGCCCAUUAUCUUCUGAUGGAUAUUUCAGUUGCCCAAGAAGAAGAGACAUCUGGUCAGCUCAGCCCGCUACAAGUUCACAUUCUUGACACAGACACACGAAUCCUAAGAUUUCAAAAUAGGAAUGCCCUUGACCUUCCAAUGUCGGAGCCAUUCCCUGUCACAGUCCCUCAUAACCAAAUAUGGAGCCACCUGAACCGCAGCCUGGCUCUGAGUCUGGGCUCUGUCAGCCGCAGAGGCUUCCAGCUGGCCUUCUCCUACUCAGGAUCAUGUGCGCUGAUAGCUUCCAUCAGGAUUUACUACAGGAGGUGCCCUGACAUUGUGGAUCACCUGGCCUUGUUUAAUGGGACAGGGGCCCUGUCCGAUCUCCAAAUGGGUUCCUGUGUGAAGGGGGCUGUGGAGGUUUUACCACCUGUUAGAGAGUGUCAAGAGGAUGGAGUGUGGGGUCCGCUGCAGGGGGGGUGUACCUGUGAACCUGGACAUCAGGUGGUCAUGGAGGACACCUGUCAAGCCUGUAGGAUGGGCUUCUACAAACCAGCCAAUGAGACUGCGGCAUGCCAGCUGUGUCCACCAAAUACCCGGACCCAUGCAGAGGGAUCAGAGAGCUGCGACUGUCUAAAGGGUUUCCGCCGCCUGCCAAGUGACCCAGACCACCUCGGCUGCACCAAGCCGCCCUCUGCCCCUGUGAAUCUAACAGCCCAUCACCAUAAUGACUCAUUGCUCAUCAUGACGUGGGAUCCUCCUCAUGAUUGGGGGGGCAGACAGGAAGUAACAUAUUGCAUCAAGUGUCAGAAGAAAGCGGAUGCUGGCAAUCAGUGGGAAGCCUGUGGGGAAGAUGUGGUUUUUCUGUCAAAUUCAACAGUGCUGACCAACACAUCGGUCAGCAUUACACAACUCAAUCCACAGCACGACUACAGAUUCUCAGUGCAAGCCCGGAAUGAUAUCUCCAACCUGUGGGGGGCGCCACCUUCAUCCACUGCCACUUUUACCAUGCAUAGAUGGAAAAUUCCACCUGUGGUGAUCACUGUGGUGCCGAGCUUAAACAUCUCAGAGCCUGAAGGAGUGCCAGCUCCUCAGCACAAGACACGCUUCUCCAUAUGGCUGACAGUUGGUAUUUUAUUUGGCGUCCUGGUGCUCAUAGCUAUCAUCCCCAUUGUUGUGUGUGUCCUGCGCAGCAACUACAGUAAACUCAGGUAAAGGGACCUUCCACUUCUGUUUCUCUUGCCUCAGAUAACACUUUAAUGUUAGGACUUUCAGCAUGUUUGGAUGGAACAAUAA
Messenger RNA from Centropristis striata (black sea bass), 1608 nucleotides. Its product is annotated as ephrin type-A receptor 3-like. Bases 73 to 1527 code for a protein of 484 amino acids. Gene Ontology annotation, biological process: axon guidance. Gene Ontology annotation, molecular function: transmembrane-ephrin receptor activity; protein binding. The record is from RefSeq and is a predicted model, not a curated record. The transcript is spliced from 6 exons. Gene Ontology annotation, cellular component: neuron projection. NCBI's taxonomy places the organism in Eukaryota, Metazoa, Chordata, Actinopteri, Perciformes, Serranidae.